Molecule: messenger RNA, 6469 nt
Organism: Phyllostomus discolor (pale spear-nosed bat)
Lineage: Eukaryota; Metazoa; Chordata; Mammalia; Chiroptera; Phyllostomidae
Gene: ARSG
Product: arylsulfatase G
Exons: 12
Coding region: 1200-2837 (545 amino acids)
Molecular function (GO): arylsulfatase activity
Source: RefSeq, a predicted model, not a curated record
GGGGUGUGGGAUGAAGGGCCCUGGGGAUAGUCCCUCGCGGUGCAUGCGGCUGUAGCGGCUCCGCGGACAGAACAGGUUCUUUCCAGUUUGAGUGCGAGCUGCGCGCGCGCGGCGCCGCGGUCCCCAAGUUCCUCCUCUGGGGCCCACUUCCCCCAGUUUCGUUAACUCGUGCACCCUUACAGUUCCCGUUUCGGGAGGGCGGGAAGAAGUGUCGCAGUGGCCCCAGGGGAGCUGGCGGCCGGGCUGCUAAGGGUGUCCAGCUUCUCUGCCCCCCUCCCCCCCCUUUCUGCAGUUGCCGCAUCCGUGUUGAGCGAAAGGAUGUGAGCAGCGGGGCUGAGUCAGCAUCUCCUGCCGGGGGCGCACGCGUACCGUCCUCCCCCGGCGGAAGCCGAAGUCCACACAGGUGUGUGGCCGCCUAGCCCACGGGGAGCUUCUUGUAACAGAGGGACCGGGUCGUUUAGGGAGUACGUGCCCCUCAUCCUGAAGUGCUUGAUCCCAAGAGCACUGUGAAUUCCGAAGAUAAUAUACGGGAAACCUCAGUUACCAACGGUCCUUUGGACAAAGCGGUGUGCCCGAUCCCGGGCGUUUCGGAGCCGGCGGGGACGCAGACUAUUUUCUAGGGUCCACCCCAUGUCCCCACUGUCCAUUUGGGACUUGCUCGGAGGAAACCUUACAGAAACAUGAAGCCCUCCACCACCUGGGACUCAGAAACUCACCGGGGGCUGACUGCGGCCGCCGGAAUGCCCAGGUGUUCUGCAGAUGUGAGCGCUGAUCCUGCACUCACCAGCUGGAGUGCCGACCAGAUGCAAGGCUUAUGCUUCGGCUCUGACAUCUCUGAGCACAGAGGGGUCGCUCUCUGAUCGGCCACAGGGCAGUUGUUGACACUGAUGUCUGAUUGCUUCACAUAGCCAGUCAUCUUAGGGAGCUGCAGUGGGGAAGGUCAAAGCUGGGGGUGCAGGCUUCCUGACUCUUGAUUGGGACUCUAGAUGGGGGACUCACUUCCACAGCCCCCACCAUCCCUGCAGGCACCUCCACCUCCACCAGGACACUGGGCCUCAGCACGCUCACCUUUACGGUGAGUGAGCUGGAAUAUCUUCUCGCAAAAACACUGAUCUGCAGGAACUCCCUGCAGUGCAAGUGAGCAGAAGGGGACUCCACGAGAAGUCUCUAGUGGCGGCCCGCCAUCAGUCCAUACCACCAUGGCCUGGCUUUUCCUAAAGGCUUUAUUGGUGGGGGUGACUUUCUUGGGAUGUCUUUAUCCUCUUGUGAAUUUUUGCUUCAAUGAGGAAACAAGGGGCCAGAAACCGAAUUUCGUGAUCAUUCUGGCAGAUGACAUGGGGUGGGGUGACCUGGGAGCCAACUGGGGAGAAACAAAGGACACUGCCAACCUGGACAAGAUGGCUGCCGAGGGCAUGAGGUUUGUGGAUUUCCACGCAGCCGCCUCCACCUGCUCACCCUCCCGGGCUUCGCUGCUCACUGGCCGUCUGGGCCUUCGCAAUGGAGUCACACACAACUUUGCGGUCACCUCUGUAGGGGGUCUUCCGCUCAACGAGACCACCUUGGCCGAGGUGUUGCAGCAGGCUGGCUACGCCACCGGGAUGAUAGGCAAAUGGCAUCUUGGGCAUCAUAGCUCCUAUCACCCCAACUUCCGAGGCUUCGACUACUUCUUUGGGAUCCCAUACAGCCAUGACAUGGGCUGCAUGGAUACCCCAGGCUACAACCACCCCCCUUGUCCGGCGUGCCCACGGGGCGACAGACCAUCAAGGAGCCCCGACGGGGACUGUUACACUCACGUGGCCCUUCCUCUGUAUGAAAACCUGCGCAUCGUGGAGCAGCCCGUGAACCUGAGCCGCCUGGCGCAGAAGUACGCUGAGAAAGCUACCCAGUUCAUCCAGCACGCACGCACCAGCGGAAGGCCGUUCCUGCUCUACGUGGGCCUGGCCCACAUGCACGUGCCCUUACCCGAGACCCAGCUAUCGGCGGACCCACGGGGCCGCGGGCCGUACGCUGCAGGCCUCCGGGAGAUGGACAGCCUGAUGGGCCAGAUUAAAGACACAGUGGACCGCACAGCAAAAGAAAAUACAUUCAUCUGGUUUACAGGAGACAACGGCCCGUGGGCUCAGAAAUGUGAACUGGCGGGCAGCGUGGGUCCCUUUGCUGGGUCGUGGCAGGUUCGCCGAGGGGGCAGUCCAGCCAAGCAGACCACCUGGGAAGGAGGGCACCGGGUCCCGGCCGUGGCUUACUGGCCUGGCAGAAUCCCCACCAAUGUCACCAGCACUGCCUUGUUAAGCGUGCUGGACAUCUUCCCCACCGUGCUGGCCCUGGCUGGGGCCCGCCUGCCCCAGGGCCGACACUUCGAUGGUCUGGAUGCCUCUGAGGUGCUCUUUGGCCGCUCGAAGACUGGACACAGGGUGCUGUUUCACCCCAACAGUGGGGCAGCUGGAGAGUACGGAGCCCUGCAGACGGUCCGCCUGGAGCGUCACAAGGCCUUCUUCAUUACUGGUGGAGCCAAAGCCUGUGAUGGGAGUGUGGGGCCCGAGCAGCAUCACGAGCCUCCACUUAUUUUUAAUCUGGAAGAUGACGGUGCAGAGGCCGUGCCUCUGGAAACAGGCAGCGCCGAAUACCAGAGCGUGCUGCCCAGGGUCAGAGAGGUUCUCGCAGACGUCCUUCACGACGUUGCCGAUGACCACAUCUCCAAAGCGGACUACACGCAGGACCCUUCGGCAACUCCCUGCUGUAAUCCCCACCACGUUGCCUGCCGCUGCGGAACCGCCUCCCCGACCCACGUUCCCUUGAGCAGAAAUGUCAGGAGCGAGACGGGCAAGUUCACACCCUAACUUUGGUCUUACCCUCUUUACAGUUACUUGCAUUUUAAAAAUGAGUCUCAGAGUUUUGCUUGGAAGCCACCACUUUGCAUGCCCCACUGUCCCUGCUGCGCUGAAGGCCUGAGAGAACAACCGGGAAGAGCUGUGAUGGGAAGCACACGGGCUCGAGUCAGACCAGGGUCAAGCCCCAGCUUUUGGACUCGGGCCCUUACUUAACCUAACUUGCCAGCUGAUUUCGAGGAAUCCACCAGGCGAUACAUGAAAAUGUCUGGCCUAUUACCUGACCUUUGAGGCAGGCACUCAAUAUGGUUUAGUCUUUUUUUUUUUAAAUGCAUCUGGUUUCACUGGUCAUUUUAGUAGAGAUUUGUUCCACCUGGCCCCUAGAGCAGCGCUUUUCCAUCUUGCAUGUGCACACAGACUGCUGGGGAGCUUGUGACAGGACGUGUUCUGACUUGGUGGGUCUGGGCUGGGGCCUGAGGUCCUCCGUGUCUAGGACACCCCGGGGUGGGGGGUGCUCAAGCAGCGUGGAUGCUGCCUAGACAAACUCAGGUGUGUCCAGGGCUCCAAGCAGAUAAGUCCAUGGCUCUCCCCAGUGCCCCCACCCCCUUUUAAAGGUCAGAUGGCUGUAUUUUAAAGGCCUUAGGAGUUCUUCCUGCUUCCUAAAACCACAAAGAAGUACAUUUUGAGAGCCUCAAAACUGCAUUGCCAUGAUUUUAUUAUUAGUGUCCUAAAUGGGACUCAAAGGUAGUAAGUGAUUUAUCCCAAUCACUGCAAACAAUACUUUGCUUGGCUAAAAUAGUUUCUCCCUCUGUGUAUGUAAUAUACAAGAAAUACAGUUCGAAGACACUUUCCUAUAAGUACAUUUUUACACAGCAUACAUUUAAAAAGGAUGCCCCUUUUUAAUAUAAAAUUCCAUAUAGACCAAUAUGGUUAGUUAGUAUUGACAUAAGGGCUGUAAUAUAUUUUAAAUAGCAGGACGUGUAUACCGUGUCUCCCGUACCCACUGGCAGCCAGGGCUGAGGAGGAGGGCUUGCUGAGCAGUGAGCCACGUCCUGGGGCUUACGUGGGCGGCGCCUGGGAUUCCUGCCCCCCAUUCCGCGCCCACAAUCGCACUCCAUUCUUCCACCUUCCUUGUUUUCUCCAAGACCACCUCAUAGGGGGUGUCCUGAUUUCUGAGGUGUGCUUCUCAUCAUGACUGCUUCGUUUUGCCCUUCUGACUUCCACGGCACAAGAUUAUCUACCGAAAUCAAAACAGAAUGGCCUUACUCUCUCCAGGAAGAGGCUGUUAGGCAGGCUGCAUCACGAACAGAUCUGUGCCCGUGCGGGGCUGGCGGGGAGGCUGCGCACCUCCGCCACGGAAAACUCACCCGUCCUAUUUAGGUGCAGGCGAGUCUGGCCCAGGUUCAGGAGACACUGACUAUAUAUAUAAAAUAUUUGUGUGUGUAUUUAUAUGUAUGUGUGGAUUUCUCUAAAAGGCUCAUCUUGUAAACACAGAUCACUAAAUCACUAUUAAAAAGUCAGUAACUGCCCCGGUCCUGGUCCCCCUACUCUUGCUCACUAGAGUAAGGCUCGUGUCAGAAGGUGCGCCCACUUGUCGUAGUUGGUUUGUCACUGGAACAAAGGUCGCCCACCCUCCUGAACUCUGCAUCUUCCUAAGGUACCAGAAACAAUCAGUUCUCUUUUCUUUCAUUGCCGUCGGAGCAAAGUAAAUCCCAAGGAGGUCAGAGAGACCAUAUCCAAGGAAGGGUCAGUAUUUUUUUUAAAAGACCACUAGUGAUGACCCAUGCCCUUAAGGUAAAGCUCCCUGGAGCCCCUCAGGAGAUUACCCAGGUCAGCCCACACUCGUGUCUGCAGAAGUGACUUUAGCCAAGUUGAGGCUCCGAGAUUCUUUCAUAAUCCUGGACAUUUCUGAGGAAUGUAGGUAGAGACAUGAAUUCUGGACAGACACUUCUAUACCAGGCACAGGAGGACAACGGCAGAGAGGAAGCUGCCCUAGCGUCUGCAGUUGAGCAUUACAGCCAGGAAGGGCGUGACUGAGCCGGUCCACGAGGAGAGAACGUCCCAGUAGCGCCCGCGUCUCUGAACCUUGCACGCCGAGAUGGGGAAACCUGUCUGCUACCGUGUCGGUGUCAGGGGCCUGGCCCUCUCCUCACUGUCACCCGCAGGCUCGAGCUCAGGCUGGGGGCUGGUGGCCUCUGUGACACACACCACCGGCUCUGCACACAGGCUGCCCAACACUUGCCAGGGCCUGACCGUCGUUCUAGGGGACCGCUUCGGUGAUCUCACCGCAGGCAGCCUUCCUUGUAUGUGAACACAACCCCUGCCAUAGUUUAAGCCAGCUUUCCCUCCUUUGGUCCACGAGGGAGACAGGGCAGCUGGCUCGCACACAGCUUGCUGGCAGUGCACAGGCGAGCAGGCCGUGGGGGUAGGUCUUAAGCAUCUUCAAUUUUUUUUUUAAACUCCACACAAAUGCACUACAUAGCAUACCUAUAAUUUUAUGCAGGUUUUCUUUGGCAAGAGACUAUCUCCUGAACGCCGAUGUCCGAACUACCCAGAUUCUAUAAAUAUCAGAGGUUGUAAGGCCUGCUCUGAUUCUAGUUAAGAAUAUAAUAACCUUUUAUAGCAGUCACAGACUUUUACCAACAUUACUGAAAAGGAACCUAAUAGUCUCUUUUAUCCCCAACCGCAUCUGACUUACUCUGGCCCCUGGAAGAUGCACCUUCAGGUAAAUAAGCACCAACUUGUGGGUGACAGAAAAAAACCCUUUACGGCUAGUUGGGGCCUGAGAAUCCAAAGGCAAAACAGCUUGGUACUCUGGGAGCGAGCAAGCCAACAGAUGUUUUUAAAUUUAUAACCAGUACUUUUAAGAACUACUGCUUUCCACCCCUAAAAUAUAAGCUUUACUCGUUGGCAAAGCAUUUGGCAAUCUGCCUAUUAAGGGCCAGAAUGUGAAUCUCAAGCGGAGAUUCCUCGUGGGAACCCACACAGCCACAAGAGACUCCACUCACGCACAAGGGACCAGACCUUCACUCCGUCCUUUGGCAAACGGAAUCUCAACGGAUACAAUGGAAGGACCAGGAGAAAAGAGGGCACACCAAGACCUACUGGGCACUGAAGCAGAGCCCACAUGGCUAGGCCUCUGCCUCCGGGAGGGUCACUCAGGUGGCUCUCCAAGUCCCAGCCCGAACACUGCUUCUGUCUCUGCGUGACUUCCGGUAGACCCUCUGGGGUGUUCUCUAACUGAUGCUCACCAGGGCAUCCACAUGGUGCCCUACAUGGAAGCUGGAAGAAUCAGAAGCUAAGGAGGCCGUGGCAGCCACCCAGGGAAAGAAUCCUCCGUUCAGACAGGGAUGCCGGAAGAAGCCAAGCCCAGUGCCCAGCCAACCCUGGGGCCUUUGCUGCCAGCACAGCCAAAGCAGGAUGCUGGGAAACCCAGCCGGUGUUGCCCAGGAGUGCUCUCUGCACAGCCGUCAAUGAACGGGGGCCUGCAGCUGCUGCAGAGGCUGGGGUCUGCCCGGCCAGAGCUGGAGGGCGGAGCGUGCCCACAGAGCAUGGGCCCAGGACUGUUAGACUAUCAUCUUUAGUCCAAAGACAGAAGCAGUUUGCAAAAGCACCCUUAGGAGCCUCACAAAAAUAAGAGUGAA